Molecule: messenger RNA, 1347 nt
Organism: Leishmania mexicana MHOM/GT/2001/U1103
Lineage: Eukaryota; Euglenozoa; Kinetoplastea; Trypanosomatida; Trypanosomatidae
Exons: 1
Coding region: 1-1347 (448 amino acids)
Source: RefSeq, a predicted model, not a curated record
AUGCAGACAUGCAUCUCUCGCCAUCGCAUGUCGAAGCUCACACUAGUAGGCACGCAUGUGGGCUCGAAAGUGGCCAAGGCUGUGCUGAUGUCUGUCGCGGCCGGGAAGCUGACGCCGGAGAUCGUGGGUGAGGCGCUCAAGUCUUCCUCGACGAUUCGCGGACACGUGCAGCGAGAGGCGGUGCGGCUACUCGUCGUUCGCAUCUCCAUGGGCGCGCCGCAGCAGCUGCAAUGGCUUCUAAGCCUCAUCGGCGACUGCGUCGGAAGUCUUUCUGCCACCGAUGCGUUGAGCUCUCUGGCGAAGCGGUCCCUCUUCUAUCAAGUGACCUCGUUUGGUCUGCACGGCUCUGCCGCCUCGGCAAUAACAACGGCCGCGCUACAGAUCGGCAUGACCACCUGCACCCUUCUCACCAGUAACGCCGCCUUAUGGCGUGACCAGGACAGCCGCAUGUCGCUUCGGCAAUACCGUUACGAGCUGCUCACUACUAUGUACACAAGCGUCGGCACCGUUGCCGGCGGCGCAGCAGGAGCGGCGGUGGGAUCAAUGGUGAUGCCAGGUAUUGGGACUGCGUUUGGAUCUGUGCUCUGCUCCGUUGGCGGAGGCUACGUGCCGGGUUAUCUGCGAGACAAAAAAGGCCCGGACGACCGUCGCCGCCAGCAGGCGGUGGCGCUGCGCCGUUUCACCCCACUGCGGAUGCACGAUACGCAAGACGGCGCCGUGUUCAUGUCCAUGGAGGAGCUCACCGAGACACCGCCCAUCGCUCCAGCAUCGGCAGCCGCACAGGCGAGCGACGCGCCAAAGGAGAUGCAAGAGGUGCAGGAUACCGGUGAUACCAGUGCGCGAGAUGGUGACGCAGCGAAGGCCACGGAGGUGGAUUCGGAAAAUGGUGACGCAUUCGUAGGCGACGAGCCGGUAUGGCUAGACUUUGUCCGCUCCGAGACGCCUGCUACCAUCUCGCUGACGGAGUCGUGCACGGACACUAAGGUGAGCAUUGAAGGCGAGGACGGCAGCCGAGCGCCGCUCAUGCGCAGCUGCCUGCGGUUUAGCCCGUCGCUGGCGGUACUAUCCAAGAUGGGGAGCAUUCCCGGUGAUUGUAGCAGUGGGACACAGUCAAGCGGAACCUUAUUCCAGGAAGCAGAUCCCGUCAGUGCCGACGCUACCAUGAUCACCUCUCUCUCCUCGGUUCCCUCGUCGUUCUGUGACGCGGUCGACGCAGAAACCGCGGCGACGGCUGCAGAGCGCUUUGAGGGCCGGGCAAAGUACGUGACGGCGUCAACGGCGGAGGAGCUUCAGCAGGAGCUGGAGAAGUGUGGCGGGGACAGCGAUGUACUGUUUUUGUUUGCUUAA